AGUCUGAAGCAGGCCCACCAUGCCGUUAGUAAUGAGGAACAUCAAGCCAAGGCACCUGUGCCCUCAGACGUUGCCUAGCGUUAGAAGCGAGCUGGAAUGCAAGACCAACAUCACCCUGGCAAAUAUCAUCCGACAGCUGGGCAGCCUGAGUAAAUAUGCCGAGGACAUUUUUGGAGAGCUCCUUACUCAGGCAAAUACUUUGGCCUUUCGGGUAAACUCCCUUGCUGAGAGGGUCGACUGCCUCCAAGUUAAAGUCACUCAGCUGGAUCCCAAGGAAGAAGUAUCACUACAAGGAAUCAACACCCGAAAGGCCUUCAGAAGCUCUACUGUUCAAGACCAGAAGCUCUUUGACAGAAACUCUCUCUCCAUACCUGUUUUGGAAACAUACAACACCUGUGACACUCCUCCACCUCUCAACAAUCUUACCCCUUACAGGGAUGAUGGGAAAGAGGCACUCAAAUUCUACCCAGACCUUUUGCACUUCUUUGAUCUUUGGAAGGAGAAGAUGCUUCAGGACACCAAGGAUAUCAUGGAAGAGAAGAGGAAGCAUAGGAAAGAAAAGAAAGAUAAUCCAAAUCGAGGAAAUGUAAACCCACAUAAAAUCAAGACACGUAAGGAAGAGUGGGAGAAAAUGAAGAUGGGUCAAGAAUUUGUGGAAUCCAAAGAAACUUCUUGGUAUCCACCCACCUUGGUGUACCAGAAUGGCAGCAUUGGCUCUGUUGAGAACAUGGAUGCCAGCGACUACCCACCACCACCACAGUCAGACUCUAUUUCUCCACCUUCUCCUUCUUUCUCUGAGGACAACUUGCCUCCCCCACCAGCAGAAUUCAGCUACCUGGCAGACAAUAACCAAAGAGGGGCUGGCGUAGCUGGACUCAAAAAGUCCAGUGUGGUCAGCCCAAGCCACCCACCACCAGCUCCUCCUCUGGGCUCUGCACCAGGCCCCAAACCCGGGUUUGCUCCACCACCUGCCCCUCCACCUCCACCUCCGAUGAUAAACACUUGACCGCCAACCCCGCCUGGAGGAUUUGGGUCUCCAGCGACCCUGCCACCACCUUCACCCCCAUCUUUCCUGCCUCACCCCGAUUUUACUGCCCCACCACCUCCUCCCCAACCACCGACAGUUGACUACUCCACUCUGCUACUACCUCCCUUAUUUCAGCCAACAGGAGGCUCACCUCCGCCCCUGCCCCCGCCCCGUCCUCCAGGGCCCCCUCCGCCCCCUUUCAGUGGUGCAGAUGGCCAGCUGGCUGCACCUCCUCCGCCACUUUCUGACACCACCAAGCCCAAGUCCUCCUUGCCUCCUGUGAGUGAUGCCCGCAGCGACUUGCUUUCAGCCAUCCGUCAAGUCUUUCAGCUGCGCAGGGUUGAGGAGCAGCGGGAACAAGAGAAGCAGGAUGUUGUGGGCAACAACGUGGCCACCAUCCUGUCGCGUUGCCUUGCUGUGGAGUACAGCAGCUCGGAAGACGACUCCUCUGAGUUUGAUGAAGACGAAUGGUCGGAUUAACUCUUCUGCCUGCCGCCUACUUCCUUUUUCUUUCUUUCCCACCUGCCUUCUUUGAUACCUACCCCAACAGUCCCAAGGGGAAGAAAAGGGAGGAAAAAAAGAAUUUCAAGGGGCCAGAGCCUUCCCUGAAGCAACCAAAGAUAUAUCCCAAGUGCUUCCUCCAAAUCACCAUGUAUUUCCCAUCUCCCCAGGGUCAGGCCCCAUCGGGCUGCUGAGGUUCUGUAGCUGGGAUGUUCCCUGUUCCCUUCAAGUGACUGUUGCUGACUGAAGAGAAGGGAAGGCCCCAAGCACACUCCUUUGAUUGGGUUUAAAUUGGAGUUGGUGCCUUCCCCCAAGAGCCAUUUUCUGUAGUCUUGCCCUCAGCUGCUUUGCAUAGUGCCAGCCAUCUUCUUGUCCUGUAGCCUGCUGGCCCCUUUCCCAUGCACCGAGAGGGCGGAGCAGCCGCAGGCCUGGUGCCUCACCCCUCUGUCCUCAUCCGCAGGGUGAAGCUGCCUUUUUCUAAGCCAUCUCUGUGUCUAGAUGCCCUUUAUUCCAGGAGCCAUCAAGCCCCUAAAGAAAUGUCUCACCCCUCUCUGCUCAGAAACAGUGCCUUUCUGAAGGCAGGGGUGGCUGCCUCCCUCCCAGGCUUCCUUCCCGGAAUGUGCUGUCCCCGUGUCCCUCAAAUACCACUCCCUUGCCACCAGGUGCCUCCAAGCACCACAGCCCGGUUCUAACCUCUAGAAGCCAUGACCAAACUAGCCCUGACACCCAGGGAUCUGAGCCUCUGCUGCGGUUAGGAGCCGAGCAGGGACUCGGAGCUGCAAGACUGGAAGAAGACGGAAGUCUUUGGGUUGAAUGACACUGAAGCCUGGAGACGGGAAGUGACUUGGCUCACGGUCACACCAUUGGAUGGGGACAGAGCUCAAGCCCGGAGUUCCUGAUUCCAAGUCCCCUGUGCUUUAUUGGACCAAAUCGUGGGCACCUGCUAGAUUCCGGGCUCUGCGCUGCUCCAGACCUCCCGGCUGAGGCGAGUCCAGCAAAAGGGUGCAGGGCCUGUGCCAGGCCUGUCAGUGCUGCUCAGACCCUCGUGGCCGCACUUGCCAUCAUUUGCCCCGCCUUUCCUGUCACCAGCCCGGCACCUGGCCUUGAGAGCUGCCCUUUAGGGGGACCAGAGCAGUGAGAGGAGGAAGAGGGUAGGCAGUGUAACAGGCGCUGCUUUCAGUUCCUCUGCAUCUCCUCCCCCAUU
This is a messenger RNA of Capra hircus (goat), 2732 nucleotides long. RefSeq names its product wiskott-Aldrich syndrome protein family member 2. The record is from RefSeq and is a predicted model, not a curated record. Lineage: Eukaryota; Metazoa; Chordata; Mammalia; Artiodactyla; Bovidae. Gene Ontology annotation, biological process: actin cytoskeleton organization; positive regulation of Arp2/3 complex-mediated actin nucleation. Gene Ontology annotation, molecular function: actin binding; protein kinase A regulatory subunit binding; Arp2/3 complex binding. Gene Ontology annotation, cellular component: cytoskeleton.